Molecule: messenger RNA, 1668 nt
Organism: Ceutorhynchus assimilis (cabbage seed weevil)
Lineage: Eukaryota; Metazoa; Arthropoda; Insecta; Coleoptera; Curculionidae
Source: the annotation of a GenBank genome assembly
CGGCUAUAUGCAAAAUAAGCCAUGAGCCGCAAAAUAGUAAAUUAAAUAGUCAGUCUCGUGCCGGCUUUUAUGAUAGGAGGACAAUAAAUAAGUCAAAAAGUGUCUCCAUGUCCAUAGUGUAUUCUUGUGCAAUUUGAUUUAAUGUUUUUCAAGAGAAUCAGAAACUAUGACCUAUUGUUGAGUAUACCAAAAUCGAAUUUUCAAGGAAUCAGAUAGCCAUGGGAGAUCAGACAUUUUACACCCCAAACUUUGGAGAUGAGGUAUUUGAUACACUGAACAUAAAUCAGCAGCAGCAACACGUCCAACAGGGGCACAAUUAUCAACCACAUUAUCAACCUCCAAUGCAGCAGAUGAAUCAACAAAUGAACCAACAACAACACACAAUGGGAAGGCUUGAUCCAAUGGGAGGUUACCAGCAACCCCUUUACCUUUCCGGGCCAGAGCAUGGGAUGACAGGUCAGCAAUAUCAUAAUCCUCAACCCAAUUAUUCGAUGUCUUCAAGUCAACAAGCUUCGAUGACCCAUCAACAGAUGAUGAUGAAUUAUGGUCAGCCGAUGGGACAGUAUGGGGCUUCGCCUCAGCAUCCUCAGGAAAGAAGUAAUGGUCCCCCUGCACCUGGACAAGUACAUAAUACCUGCCAUGAUAGUAGUAACAGUACUGUACAUCCAGCAAUGUUACCGCCAAUACAACCACUGGUCUCGGAACUCACUAAUCCAAAGGCUCAGAAAAAGCGUAAAGUGCAAAAGAAAAAAGACAAGAGGGAUCCUAAUGAACCACAAAAGCCCGUGUCAGCUUAUUCACUUUUUUUCCGUGAUACCCAUGCAGCCCUAAAGGGUCAAAAUCCCAAUGCCAACUUUGGCGAAGUAUCCAAAAUUGUAGCUUCAAUGUGGGAUGCUUUAGAUUCUGAACACAAAAAUGUUUAUAAAAAUAAGACUGAUGCAGCAAAAAAAGAAUAUCUCCAGGCAUUGGCAGCAUAUAAGGCAAGUGUAGUGUCCAAAGAGGCUGGAGAAGUUGAAGGCAGACCUUAUGCUACUGGACCUUCUGGAGGAUAUCAACACCCAGGCACAAUACCAUCACCGCCAAUGUCAUUUUUUGGAGCUCCUACAUCACACUCUCCAUCUUACAUCAACAACAACGUCCUGGGGGGAGACUUUCCUGCACUUCCUCAUCCUGGUAUGAUGCCUUCACCCAAUGGCAGAGACAUUUCUAUGCGACAAGUUCCUCAUAACGCCCAUAUGCGACAGGAAGGCCAGCAAUCACAACAACAGCAGAUUAGCAUGAGCCCACCGUCAAUGGUCUCAUAUUCCCCUCCCAGGUCCCCAGGUGGUAUCAGGCCUCGUCAAAUCACCUGCAUACGUAAUGGAUGUACCAACCCGGCCAUAAUAAAUCCAGAAUGGGAAGACGAAUAUUGCAGUAAUGAAUGUGCUGUUAGCCAUUGCCGGGAUGUCUUCUCAAAUUGGGCAGCUGGCCGACAACAAAACUUGUUGACAAUUGAAUAAAUUAAAUAGGAGAGAAAACGCAAUAAUAGACAUACAAUAUUUGUACAAAAAUUUAAUUGUUAAGAAAAAUUAUUUAUAAGGAAUAUUUUUGAUAAAAUGUAAUAGUGAGAUGCUAGAUUAAGCGACUUUGUAAGUAAACUGAAACUGACCAAUAAAAACACGAUCUCAU